Molecule: messenger RNA, 669 nt
Organism: Strongyloides ratti
Lineage: Eukaryota; Metazoa; Nematoda; Chromadorea; Rhabditida; Strongyloididae
Product: Charged multivesicular body protein 2a
Exons: 2
Coding region: 1-669 (222 amino acids)
Biological process (GO): protein transport; endosome transport via multivesicular body sorting pathway; late endosome to vacuole transport
Cellular component (GO): multivesicular body; ESCRT III complex
Source: RefSeq, a predicted model, not a curated record
AUGAUAGAAGCAAUAUUUGGAAAGCGUAAGACUCCGGCAGAAAUGCUUCGAGAGAAUCAACGUGCUUUAAAUAAAGCAAUGCGUGAAUUAGAUAGAGAAAAGUCUCGUUUAGAAGCAGAAGAAAAAAAGGUUAUUGCUGAAAUAAAAAAGAUGGCAAAAUUAAACCAAAUGGAUUCUGUACGUGUUAUGGCAAAACAAUUAGUUAGAACUCGAAAUUAUUGCAAAAAGUUUACAAUGAUGAAAGCUACUAUUCAAACUGUAUCUCUUAAAAUUGCAACAUUAAAAAGUCAAGAUUCUAUGGCUACAGCUAUGAAAGGUGUCACAGUAGCUAUGAAAAAAAUGAACAGUCGCAUGAAUCUUCCACAAAUACAAAAAAUAAUGAUGGAUUUUGAAAAACAAUCAGCAAUUAUGGAUAUGAAAGAAGAGAUGCUUGAUGAUGCUGUUGAUGAUAGUAUGGGAGAAGCUGAUGACCAAGAAGAAAGUGAAGGAAUUGUAAAUCAAAUACUUGAUGAAUUAGGUAUUCAAAUGGGCAAUGAGCUUAACACUCUACCAGAAGGUUCACAGGGAAUUACGGCUGGUGCUCAGGCAAAUAAACCUGUUGCCGAGGGGGUAAUGUCAGAUGCUGAUGCUGAUCUUGCCGCAAGACUCGAAAACUUAAGACGUGGAUGA